This is a messenger RNA of Notodromas monacha, 829 nucleotides long. Lineage: Eukaryota; Metazoa; Arthropoda; Ostracoda; Podocopida; Cyprididae. The record is from the annotation of a GenBank genome assembly.
CUCUGGUGUACAAAUGCCGAAAUGGGUCCCAGGCUCUAAGCUGGAAUGUCCCGAAAACCUCAGUUGGCUCCGCGAAAGCAGCUAUCUCUGUAAUGCGAAGCGAGCGGAGUUCAGCUCAAAGCUGCAACCGACCCCGGAGAAGAUACGGAUGGCAGCAUUAAUCCAAAGUUCCAAGAGCUCUCAAGCUGACAGAGAGACUGCGGAAAAUAUAGAGGAAGUGCGGUUCAAGAGGAUCUUCGAUCGUUCCCAAGAUUUUCAUGACUUAUUGAAAUCGAUUUAUACUACCCAGCUCAAGAUCUUGACUGAAUGUGAUGGAGAAAAGCCUGCGUUGGUUCUUAGCGACUGUGCAUAUGACCUUUCGAAAGCCGUCGAAGUUUUACUUGAAGGAGGAGGAGCGCCAGCGGAAUUAGUCGGAAACGAAAGAAACAGCAAAGUCAACCGAACGAAGAUGAGUUUCCCAUGGGUGAUGAUCAAACAUGGGAUGCAGGUGAUGGCGGCCGGCGUGGAAACAGUCGUGGUGCGACGGGGAGAUACGGCGCCUGGCGGCAAAGAAUCAUUUUGCGGUCGAUUUCGAGGUGGGGGACGAGGGCAAGGAGGUCGUGGAAGAGGAGCUGGAGAAACUCGAAGUGGUGUUCCUCGGGACGGCGAUGGCCCGAAGGAAGGAAGAGGAAGACGUGCAGUGAAUGGAUCAGGCGGUGGACGGGGACGAGGAGGUGCACGGGGUGCUGGAAGGUCGCACCGGAGUCAAGGUGAUGUCGAAGGCUUCCCCGAGUCCAUCGACACCUGGACCAACAGUCAAGCGGAAGGCUUGAGGGAAACCUCCGAAUAG